AAUCUUCAUUGAGAAAAAAACAAAAACAAAACCAGAGCCAUGGACAGAGAACAAGAAGAGAUGCAAUUUCUUGGGUUCUUUGGGGUCUUCAAAGAAUCCUCCAAGAUCAUAUAUUCAUGGUGGAAAAUCUUCAGCCAGAUUACCUUGACCUUAAUCUCCCCUCUCUCCUUCAUCUUCCUCAUUCACAUAGAGGUCUCCAAUGUUCUCUUCAGGAAGAUUCUAUACAACUCAGUAGAAAUGAACGAAACACAGCGUGGCACACCUCAGUACGAGAAGCUCUCUGACAUGGUCUCCUCUGAAUGGAUCACUUUCUGGUUAUUCAAGUUCGUUUACUUCUUUUUACUCCUCAUCUUUUCCCUCCUCUCUACCUCUGCAGUGGUCUACACCAUCGCUUCUAUCUACACUGCAAAAGAUGUAACCUUCAAGAAGGUCAUGAGCGUUGUCCCCAAGGUUUGGAAGAGGCUUAUGCUCACUUUUUUAUGCACUUUUGCUGCUUUUUUCGCUUACAACGUUAUGACUCUGCUGGUUAUAAUCUUAUGGGCACUUACAAUUGGGACAAAGAAUGGUGGGGUUGCUGUUUUUGUGUUGAUAACAAUUUUAUAUGUUAUUGGGUUUGUGUACCUCACCUUGGUUUGGCAACUAGCUAGUGUUGUGACCGUGUUGGAAGAUUCUUAUGGAAUUCAAGCUAUGAUGAAGAGCAAGGAAUUGAUUAAGGGGAAGAUGGUUUUGUCCAUACUCAUAUUUUUGACGCUCAAUGUUUCAUUUUUUCUGAUAAGGUUUUUGUUCAAGGUUGUUGUGGUCAACGCGUGGACAUUGGGUUCUGUGGACAGAACAUUGUAUGGGAUUCUGUGUUUCUAUCUGUUGGCUAAUUUCUUCCUCUUUGGGCUUGUUCUGCAAACUGUGCUCUAUUUUGUUUGCAAGUCCUAUCAUCAUGAGAAUAUUGACAAAUCGGCCUUAGCAGAUCAUCUUCAAGUGUAUCUAGGAGAAUAUGUGCCAUUAAAGGCUAAAGAUCUUCAGCUGGAGCAAUUCCAAGUUUGAUAUAUAGCUUAGAUUAAAAAAAAGAAAAAGAAAGAAAAGAUAUUGUGUCUAUAUUGAUGAUAUGGUUAUAUCUGCAAUAGUUUCUUGAUGCCAUAAGAAAUUUCGUUGUGUGAAAUUCCAGGGGCUUAUGUUCAAUAUUGGUUAUAUGUUUUGCUGUGAGUAUUGUUCACGUUGACUUUGUAAAUUUUAUCGUAGAAUAAGAGGUAGAGGAAAAAUAGAAGCGUGUGUUAGUUGUAAGACUCAUUCCUUGUUCCUAAUUACUACUACCCCUCUUUCUUUUCUAUUUUUUGAUAGACAGUA
Messenger RNA from Gastrolobium bilobum, 1338 nucleotides. RefSeq lists its product as uncharacterized. The transcript has a single exon. The record is from RefSeq and is a predicted model, not a curated record. The coding region runs from base 40 to 1038 and encodes 332 amino acids. Lineage: Eukaryota; Viridiplantae; Streptophyta; Magnoliopsida; Fabales; Fabaceae.